AGGAAACAGUCGCUCUCCUUCCAAUGACCAACCCUAAGAGAUUUCGUAGAUAACAUGGAUUGAAUCCCUUCUCCUUGGCAAACUGACGGCUUGGAUAACGCCAUCCUGAUUUGAUAGCUCACCACUCAUGGGGAAAGAACAUAUCCUUUCCUAUUGCGUUCGUUGCGUGAAAGAUGGGGAUCGUUGGGCACUAUAAUGGGAUUGUUCCCCCGACUAAGAAGGAAUUUCUUGGUUGUAACCUUGACCUCGCAUAUUCUGUUUGUUUCGGUUCUGAAUCUUGUCAUCCGCUCAUAGCCGUCGUCGUGCAUGACAACUCGACACGAUGGUGGGAUUUCUCCAGAAAAUCGGGCGGUGGUUAGCUCCACCCCCAGCCAAGUCAGCAGAUGGACGCGACCAGUGGCCGUCUCGAGCGGCUUUCCUACUCGCCGCUAUGGGAGGAUGCGCCGGUCAAGGGAAUCUAAUCCGAUAUCCAUCAGUGGUCUAUAACAAUUAUGGGCUACAGUGGUUCAUCCCAUACUUGGCGGCUGUCUUUUUCGUGGCCAUCCCGGCUCUCGUUUUAGAGAUUGCCAUUGGGCAGGCGUAUCGUGGUGGUACAGUCAUUGCCUUUAACAACAUUAACCGGCGGUUGAAGGGUGUGGGACUCAGCUCGGUGUUGGUGAGCUUCGUUGUCUGCGGAUACUUCGUUACGAAUCUCUCAUGGAUUAUGCAUUAUUUCCGCAGUUCCUUUCAGAGCCCUUUACCAUGGGAAGGCAGAAUCAACGAAUUCUACAACGAUGAUGUUAUAGCUAAUCCCGACCCUAUCAUGGGUAGUCUCACAGAGGGGAACGCUGCGGUAGCUUCCUAUACGUCAUAUCCCAGUAUUGGCCUUGUAGUAUGUGAACCUUUAAUCCAGAAAGAUGACCACCAUGAUCUGUCCGUGGGGUGGAGUGCAUUUAUAUGGUUUCUGAUAUGGUUUUCGAUAUUCCGUGGUGUUGGGAUGACUGGACGCGUCGUUUAUUUCACUAUGGGAGUACCUAUUAUCACUACACUCAUCAUCGUCGGCCGAGCCACAUCCCUUGAAAAUGCCGGCGCAGGAAUAAGGCUUGUCUGGGCCACUUGGAGAGGUGACCAGUUGAAAUCGGGCACAGUCUGGCAAACAGCAGUCGGUCAGGUUUUUUUCUCGACGGGCAUCGGCUUCGGGUACUUCACAUCCUACGCCUCUUACAACGCAAAACACUCCAACGCCGUUAUGGACGCGAUCCUCAUUUGCUUUAGCAACGUCGUAUUCGAGAAUGUCGCUGCUUUUGCCGUCUUUGGCAUUGUUGGCUUUCUUCGACUAUGGCCUCAGGAUGGUGUUAGGCUGGGUGCUUUCGUAGUCGGCUUUUUGACUCUUCCUGAGGCUGUGCUCCAUCUUCCCGGCGCCAAUUUUUGGGCAGUGUUGCUUUUUCUGACUCUCAUCGUCCUUGGUUUCAGCUCGGCUUUCGUUCUAAUUGACGCCGCAGCAACGUUAAUCAUGGACUCAGGUCUGAAGAUCUCACGGGCCGUCGUUGUCACCGGAUUGACUCUAUUAUCAUUCCUUCUGUGCUUACCCUAUUGCACCCAGUUUGGUUAUUACCUCUUAGACGGCGUGGAUAGAUGGGUCAACAAUAUCCUAUUGAUCUUCGUCGUCUGGGCCGAGGUUGUCAGUGCAACAUCUGUCUAUCGAUGGUCAGACGUCGUGAGUCAGACUGGGGUCCCGGCUUUCGCCACUUACAACGUUGGUUACUUGGGAGCUCAGAUUAUAGGCGUUUCAGUUGCUCAUGGCCUUGGAAACCCGGGGGCCGGCGCUGGCGCCGGAUUUGGUUUCUACAUUGUCAUCUCGCUUGUUGCUAUUUUCCUAUCGAACGCGCCGGACGUAAAUGCGCCUUCAUUCUGGAAUUCCAAUAGCUACCUUGCUCGGUUCUGGUACUUGGCAUUCUACUCAGGCAACCAACUGAGGCGAGAUCUGAAUGUCGUGGUGGGCGUUGGCAAGAAUUGGACUAUUCCCAGCUUUCUGCCCGUACUGCUCCGCUACGUCAGUGGACCUACAUUGGCUAUCAUCCUUAGCUUUGCGUACCCUGAGUUUUACAAGCUCCGCUACGAUCCCUUGAUGAUCACAGGUUUUACCCUGACGCACAUUCUACUUGCCGCGACGCUGCUCGGCUUCAUCAUACCGAGGUACUACGACAUCUUCAUCCCUCCGAGUAGACUAGGCGAAGGGACGGAAGUGACAGUGGUGGGCCAGUCGAAGCUUGAUGUGCCCGAGAUUGAGGCAGGCCACGAAGACAGUAUCGGGGAUGCUGGGUCAGUCCCUAGCGAGGAAAAGACGGGACGAACUUGGACAAAGUUGUGGCGAACCAAGUCCUAA
Molecule: messenger RNA, 2365 nt
Organism: Xylaria bambusicola
Lineage: Eukaryota; Fungi; Ascomycota; Sordariomycetes; Xylariales; Xylariaceae
Product: sodium-dependent noradrenaline transporter
Exons: 7
Coding region: 323-2365 (680 amino acids)
Biological process (GO): sodium ion transmembrane transport
Cellular component (GO): membrane
Source: RefSeq, a predicted model, not a curated record